Messenger RNA from Nematocida minor, 1512 nucleotides. RefSeq lists its product as uncharacterized. Lineage: Eukaryota; Fungi; Microsporidia. The coding region runs from base 1 to 1512 and encodes 503 amino acids. The record is from RefSeq and is a predicted model, not a curated record. The transcript has a single exon.
AUGUCCGCUCACUACACACCAGAAAUAAAACACUACUUUGGCAAAAACAAAGAAGAAAGGAAGGCCUUCUACUGCCACCCAAACCUGAGCCUGUUUGAGCACUACACUGCAUUUCAGAGCAUGCCCAGAGAUAGAGCCGACAUAUUAAAACUUCUUGAAAAAUACUUUAAGCAAAAGUUCGCUUACAGGACAGAUGCACUAGAAGAGAAGAUGGGCAUUUUCCAGAUAGUGGAAGCAGAGUGGUACGAGAUCGAUGAGACAGAGUAUCUAAAAAGAGUGCAGCUAAAAACAGCAAAGUUUCCUGUGCUCAACGAGCAAAAGCUAGGCUACUACGACAAGUGGCAAUUCAACUUUAUACAGCAGCUGCUGAACAACCAAGUUUCAGAGGAGAACCAUCUUACUAUCCUAAGACAAGUGACAUCUUUCAAGCUGUUCAGCCUGUGCGAAAAAGAAGAGUCCUUGGCAAAGGCUCUCAGACUGCUGAAAACGCAUGCAAGUUUUAAAAACGGUGUGCACACCGUAACGGGAAUAAAACAGGAUGAGUUUCUUUUUUUUAAAGACUACAUUCACGCUGCAGGAGAGAGUGCUAGCAGCAUGGCAAGUAUUGGGAUCAUUCCCGCUGAGAUAGUGAAACAGCACACGCAGACUCUGAUUGAGAAUGGCCUGGGUGUGUCCACUCGGCGGUGGAUACAUAUGAAGUCUAGCCAUGGUAUGUCCUGGAAAGACAUUGUAGAUUACAUCAAUCUAAAGGAGCACUCAAUAGCAGCAACUCUCAUACAGGAACAAGAGUGCAAAUCCAAACAGCAAAAAAAUGUGCAUCCAAUCUCAUCUUCUGCAGUCGAACAAUCCGAGAAUCCAUCGAGUGAGCUGUACUGCACACACCACAGAGUAAGCACCCACGCAACGAAAGACUGCUUUGCUCUCCAGGGCAGAAAAGCGCACAGUGCAGAAAGCUCUCCAACGCUAAUGAACAGUUUGCUGAGUGAAGGAAAUUUCAAAAAAAACAGUAAACACUGUCUGAGUCUUAAGCUGUGCAGUGAAAGCAUAAAUGCGUUUAGCCUGGACUCCAAAAUACCAGUGGCCAAGGGAAGGAUCAACGGGAUACACUCAAUUUUUGUUCUAAAUGCAGGAUCUGAUGCAAAUAUAAUCACUACGGCAGCACAGAGAAAUUUUAGUCUGCAGGACAUAUACGAAAAAGAAGAGAAGAUUCUGCUUUACACAGUAGAGCGCUCUCUUAGGGUGAGUGCGCGGUAUAUCCAGGCAACUGUGCAACUUGAUAUUUCUCCCCAAAGCUCUUCAGUGGAAAGAUUUCUGCUCUUCCCAAACAAAGACUGUAUGAUUGUGCUGGGCAUGCCGUGGAUUAAAGAGAACUACGCUGCGUAUCUACUCCAUCUGAUCCCAUCGAAUAAAAUAGCUGAAAUAGUUUCAGAGCUGAAAAAGAGGUAUGAAAACGGCAGCAACGAUAAAGAAGCUGCACAGAGCCAGGAAGAUAAGUCUCUUUUUUCACUGUAA